AUGCCAUUGUUAUUUGUGUUUGUCAGUAUUUUAUAUAUGUUUAUAGCCAACAAUGUCGGGCAGAAUAUAAUAGACCACAAUAGUGAUAUAUUUUUUACUGCGUACAACGUUCAGUGGUAUAGAGCCCCAUUACAUAUACAAAGAAUGAUAUUGUUUCUAUUACAAAGAGAAACCAAGAAGUUUACUCUGAAUGUCUGUGGAUUGUUUGAUGCAUCCAUAGAGUGUUUUGCCAUGUUAGUAAAGACUUCGGUGUCUUAUUUUACUGUCAUAUAUUCUACGCGGUGACGAAACAAAUAUGAAUUUAAUAAUAACAU
Messenger RNA from Wasmannia auropunctata (little fire ant), 314 nucleotides. RefSeq lists its product as uncharacterized. The transcript has 3 exons. Gene Ontology annotation, molecular function: olfactory receptor activity; odorant binding. The record is from RefSeq and is a predicted model, not a curated record. Gene Ontology annotation, biological process: sensory perception of smell; detection of chemical stimulus involved in sensory perception of smell. Gene Ontology annotation, cellular component: plasma membrane. Lineage: Eukaryota; Metazoa; Arthropoda; Insecta; Hymenoptera; Formicidae. The coding region runs from base 1 to 285 and encodes 94 amino acids.